Ectocarpus siliculosus is the source of this 1979-nucleotide messenger RNA. Lineage: Eukaryota; Phaeophyceae; Ectocarpales; Ectocarpaceae. The record is from the annotation of a GenBank genome assembly.
AUGGACUCGGAUGGUGAUGCUGCGAUGGCAAACGGUGGGGGGGGGGCAUCGGCAAACGAUGAGAAUUGUGCUUCUGGCGAGCGCAGUGUCCCCGAGCAUUGUGAAGAGUGCGAGGAUAGGCGACCAGUGUGGGAUUGCAAGCAGGGGUGUGGUGGAGUGUUCUGCGACGUUUGUUUCUACGCGCUGCACCGCAAGGGGAAAAGGGCCUUGCACAAGCCAGAAAAGAUCGAGCGCCCGGGGGCAGCUACCGGAAAUUGUGGGCCAGCAGCCGGGAAGGGGCUGAGCGGGUGGAUUGGGCCGCGGUUGCCUCCACAAAAGGAGGAGGCGCAUCCCGACAUGUAUGAUAGAAAAUCUUUCUCCGAGAGAUCCAAGUACAUUCCGGUGCGACUGACUUCCGACGAGCGCCGCUACUUGCGACUGGUGGAGUCGGUCAUCUCUGUCACGGACUACACAGGGAAGGUCGAUGCCGACUUCCCUUCGGCGAGCAAGCGCAGCCACCUCAUCCUCAAGCAGAUCACGCGGUUCUUGAGCGGGCUGGUGCUUGCGGUAGACUACCAGAAGGGCAUGACGAUGAUCGACGAGCGAGGGUACAGCGAGCACGAGGGUUUUUUCCAGGACGUGCUGGAGAUCGCUCGAAGACACAAGAUUAUGAACCCCGAGAAGAUGCGUACGGAGUACGCUAAGCUGAUCUACCUGAUGCAAGACGCGGUAUCCCCGGAGGCGCAGCGUAUCUUGAACUUGAACAUCAAGAGAGGAGUGAAGUCGGUGUACGAGUUCUUGAGGGAAAGGGGAGGCCUGGCGAUUCUUAGCGAUCCGAACGUGGAGAUUGCGACAAGGGAGGUCUUGGCGAAUGGCAGGCCACGACCGCAGAUCACCAAGGACAUUAGGAGGAAGGAGACAGCGGUGGCGCAGAUCAAGCGGAAGUAUGCCACCCACAACCUUUCACAGGAUGACAUCCACACCUGCCUCUACAGCAUGUGCGACAAUGACUCCUUUCUCAACUCGAACCGCGUGCCCAUCGACAAGAUGAUAGCGUUUUUGGAGAAGUACUUCUCACCGGACACUCCGGGAGACGAUGCUUACUCCCUGGCCAUCUCAGCCGGAGAGGGCGGGGCGCGCUUGACGCACUCCCACGCGCGACAGUACAACUUUGCGCAUCAGUCGCUAACGUUGUGGCGAGAUAUCAUGCACGACAUGUUUCGACUGUGGUGCUUAGGGGAGGAAGACUUGCUCUCCGAAAGCUUUGCUUACAAGCUAGUGGACACGGGGCAAGGGAAACAACGGGUGCAGAACAGCCCCCAGACCUUCAAAGCCAUGCAGGAGAUCCUGUUCCACGCCCAGCAUGGGGUACAGAGCUGGGUAGGGAGCAGCGUCAUCCACCUGGGCGACCACAACGUACCGAACGCCCUGAUGUUUAUCGACAAGUAUACCCAGGUUUCGCGCAUCCUGGGCCCCAUCGUGUCGUGCCUGGAGCAGCUUGUCGUGCUGUACGACAAGGAUGAACACAUCCAAAACCUGAUCGACACCGGCUAUGGCGGGCUUGAGACGCUGAGGAAGGACAUUCUGUUCGACUUUUUUCGAUCGGCUUUCGACGGCAGCGGUGCCGACAACUUCUUCGACGCCGGCAGUUGCAUUGACGGCCGGCUGACCUCGGCAUGGAACUGGUGCUCCCAGCUGAACUCGAAGCCGUUCUUCCCGAUGUUCCAGCUCACGGGCUUUACCAGUUUCGAUGGAGAGUUUCAGCGUUGAAGAGACCGUUAGAAAUUCGCCGUCUAUUCGACUUCCACCGAGCAGGACGCGGCGAAGGGGAGCAAGUAUCCCCAUUUGGAUCUGGGGCCAUGUGGUGGUGGUGGAGGUGUUCACAAGUGAAGAUGUGCGGAACAUUUUUUUAUGACAGUGGUCGAGCGUGAAAUUGGCCGUUGAUAGAUCAAAGAUGCGAGGUUUCCGGUUGCCUUUUUCGAAGAAAGGACGAUGCACAC